Molecule: messenger RNA, 1305 nt
Organism: Cordyceps fumosorosea ARSEF 2679
Lineage: Eukaryota; Fungi; Ascomycota; Sordariomycetes; Hypocreales; Cordycipitaceae
Product: jumonji domain containing 5
Exons: 1
Coding region: 1-1305 (434 amino acids)
Molecular function (GO): 2-oxoglutarate-dependent dioxygenase activity
Source: RefSeq, a predicted model, not a curated record
AUGUAUUAUCAUGUUCUGUCACAACGCUUACACGACGUUGAGGUUGGCAGCCACGCUCGACUCUACGCUUAUCCGCUUGACGCGGUGCCCGUCCACUGGCGACAAAUCUACUCUGACGUGCAGAUCCUCAGCGCCUUUCUGGCUAUCAUCAGGCCUCUGGAGGAACAGAGGUCAAAAGAGCACCAACGACAGGCUUUCCUGAAGGCGCUGGACGAAGUCGUCGCGCGGCUCGAUCGCGCCCUCAUCAUAAGCGGCGGAGCAGGGCGCAUCCUUGGCAAGACAUGGAUAGACAAGGCCAUGGAGCUGAUUGCUGAAUUCUGCACGCAAUUCCCGUUGCAAGUCUCUCAAGCGGAAUUCUCCUUCGAAGAGCCCUACGGUCGUCCCCGACUGACAAGUCCGUGUGAGAGACACCAUGGCUGGGACCUUGCUCGGUUCGAGAUGUAUAUGAGCCACGGUCUAUUCAAUGCCUUGGAAACAGGUGCGAUAGGACCCAAGCCGGUUGUAUUUACGGACUUGACGGGAGGCGGAUGGCCUGCACUUCUGAAGUGGUGUCGGCCGCAGUAUCUCUUCCAUUUGACCUUGGGCGGGCGAAGGCUGGUACCUGUAGAAAUCGGACGUAGUUAUGUCGAUGAUUCGUGGGGCCAGGAGCUCAUGCCAUUCAAAGAGUUUGUCACCCGCUUCAUUGACAGCACCUUGACUGUUACUGGUGUUGCGAGCGCCGCCUCUGGCCUUGCGGAUAGUCGCCCUCCCUCCGCGGCACAGACUGGCUAUCUUGCGCAACAUGAUCUCUUUCAACAAAUACCUGAACUUCGCAAUGACAUCCUAGUCCCGGACUUUUGCUGGGCUCAGGUUCCCGCCCUCGACCCAAUCACCGGAUACGAAAAGCAGCCAAAGCUCGACAUGCCGCGGCUCAAUGCCUGGUUCGGCCCGGCCGGCACCAACUCACCUCUCCAUACAGAUCCGUACCACAACCUCUUUUGCCAAGUCGUGGGCACAAAGUACGUGAGGUUGUACCCUCCCCAGGCAUCGAAAGCAAUGCGGCCAAUGGCGACCUCUGACGGCGGCAUCGACAUGAGUAACACGAGCAGCAUCGACUUGCUCGCGGUCGAGGGCUGGGCCGGAGCUGUUGAUGACAGCAACGAGGAAGCUGAAGAGCAAUUACGUGAGAUAAGAGAUAGCCUCAAGGGCGUUGAGUUCUUUGAGUGCAUCCUUCAGCCCGGCGAUACACUGCUUAUUCCCAUGGGGUGGUGGCAUUUUGUGCGGAGCUUGAGCGUCAGCUUCAGUGUGAGUUUUUGGUGGAAUUAA